Molecule: messenger RNA, 2049 nt
Organism: Copidosoma floridanum
Lineage: Eukaryota; Metazoa; Arthropoda; Insecta; Hymenoptera; Encyrtidae
Source: RefSeq, a predicted model, not a curated record
AUGAGUGAUGCGAAAACACCAUUAUCCGCCCAAAGUGAGCGCUACAUGGAACUGGCCUGUGCUGUAUUUCGUAACGAUCGUGGGCGUCGUUUCGUUACCGAUCUCACAUAUCGUUACAAUGCGCAUCGGGGAAGUCAUACGCGCGAGAUCGAGAGACGCGAGGCAGCAAUAAACUUUUUCCCGACACGCGCUCUCCGCGGUAGCCGUGUGGUGACGAGCUUUCGAUUGACGGCGUGUUGCGCGUGUUUUCCACUCAGAGUGGGGACCAUUUUCAGCGGAGUAUGGUGCAUCGUACUGUCGGUCGUGACGAUCAUACUCCUCUUUACUGCAGAAAAUCUUGAAUUCCACACAAUAAUCAUGAAAGUCGACACGACGACGACCAAAAUCAUUUUAGCGUUAAAUUUGGUCAUGACGAUUAUAGUUUCAACGUUGAUGAUAAUCGGAGCCUUAACGAAACGGACGACUUUAAUGUUGCCGUGGAUAGUUCUGGGUAUCCUUAUUGUCAUCGGUCUUCUUGUCAGUGUGCUUUUCACAUCGAUAACAUUGUUCUUGAAAGAUGACGAAGUCAAUCGCUACUUGUACGGAUCAUUUUUCUUGGUAUUCGGCCUCAUUUCAGUUGUGAUCUACGCGUACUUCUGGUUCGUAGUCUACAGUUACUAUCAACAGCUGAGAAUUGAAAAGUCGAGCUUCAGAGUUGGUCCGUAUGGCAGACCGUAUUGUUACCAGCGACGUUGAAACCAAAAAAAGUAUCAAAUUCUCCUCGCCUCCAGCUUAUAUUUAUAAGUUUCAGUACCAAGACUUAAUACUUUAGUCCAGCUUGAUUAUUUUUUUUUUUUUUUUUAUCUUUGUUUCAUAAAUAAGUAACAUAGACAAGAGUUUUAUACAACUAUAUUUUAUUUUUAUAGAAAAAAAAGCAUUUCUUACAGUGCAAUUAUCAAAUAAUACAUUAUGAAAAUAACAAAAAGUUAACGAUUAGUAUGUAAAUAAUAUUUUACUAAAACUUAAAUUCAUAAGGCUAGAUCAGUCACUAUUUGUUACUAACCAAUCGUUGUUCAAAAUAGUGGUGAAUUUUUAGCUUUUACGAAAACAUUACUAUUUUAAUUGUAUCAAAUAUAUUUACACAGUAAUACCAGUAGCGCUACUACAAUAAACAUGAGAGUUUGGAAAAAUGUAAAAUAAAAAUUACUCAAAAAAUUUUCACACAAAAAAUAAAAAUAAUGUUUUACAAUGAAUCUCCAGCUAUUUAUUGCUAUCAGUAUUAUGAGUACUAAAAACGCGAUUAUUAUUGUACUUAUAUUUUUCAAGAUUUAAUGUAUAACAGAACUAUUUCUACAUUACUAACCUAUUGUGGGUAUUUAAACUUUCCUUUAUUAUUUAAACAUACCUGAAUCGAUUUUACGUCGUGUACUGUAUUAUCAUUAUAAUCCUUAUUGAGAAAUCACCAUAAAAAUUAUUUAUUUUUCAAUCGAUUGAUUACUUUCAACUUAAAUUGCAAAGCCUAAUCCUAUUUCGGUUUCAUGGAUGUGAUACCUGGCAAAAACCAUCACAAAAAAAUUCUGAGAGCGCCCUGACCAGAAAUCGAACUCACAACCCCUAGAGAGCUGUGUUGUUUCAAUGGCUAGCACCCAAACCACCUGAGCCAACGACGAGCUCAUGGCUGGUAUAGUGGAAUUUGUCGAGAUCAGCAUGUAGAGCGAUUUUUUCAGAAGUGAACUCAGUUGAAAUUAAUUUUUUAUGGUACAUAGCAUUUAAAUAGGAGGCGAUUGAAAACACGUUCCAAACUACCCCUAAGUGGGGUUGAAAGGCUAUGGCGCGCCUGCAUGAACGCGUGGCCGUUGCCACAUUGUCAUUGAGCUUAGUCGGUAUAUAAGCAUCAGGGAAAACUGUAUACAAAUGGAUAAUAUAGCCAUGCGCACGCAAGAGCGUCUGCUUACUGCUGAUAAUGUUAACUGGAUUAAAAAAUAAACAGGAAGGAACAUAGAAGCAAGUCUUACAUCAAUUUAACUUCGUUAACAAGAGAAGUAAUUAAAAAAUGCGACAUGAAACAUU